Molecule: messenger RNA, 273 nt
Organism: Adineta steineri
Lineage: Eukaryota; Metazoa; Rotifera; Eurotatoria; Adinetida; Adinetidae
Source: the annotation of a GenBank genome assembly
AUGACACAUGAAUUUAUAACUGAUUUCUUAAUUGGAAUUACAAUACUUAUUCCAUCGUUUAUUAUAUUGGCUUUUGCUCAAACAAAAUUUACGUUAUGGUUUGGUUUAAUACUCUUUUCUAUUGCUUCAAGUGUUGUAAUCAAUGUCAUCAAUAGUUUUGCAUCAAAAUACGGUUUACAAAGUGAAAAAGGUACUAUUUUAGGAAUAUUCAGAAGUUUACAAGCACUUGCUCGAGCAAUUGGUCCGUUAAGUGCAUCAUUUGGUAAAACUUAA